AUGGACUUGGAUUACUUACCACGCGUUACGACGCGAUUAAAACGUGAUAGCGAAGAUCUGCGCGUGUUGCUGGGAAGGGCUAGAAAUAUCCGCGCAGAUAAUGAAUUCAGUUUAUACGAAGUACAGACAGACCUCUACGACUGGCAUAAACAAAUUAAAGAAACUGACAGGAUUGUUACCGGAUGUCAUGACUCUGUUAUUUAUGAAACAGCAGAAAUCAUGUCCAGAAAACUAAGGUUUGGAAACCUGAUUGGGAAGGAUAGCCAUUUAAUUAGGCAAUGCGAAGAGAGUGAACACCAAGCUCAAGACGUUUUAGACAAGGCAAAUCGAGAAUAUCUUAAAUGGGAAGACCUUCACAGGAAAGCUAAGGAUGAUUUACAAAAAGCCACAGAGAAUCGCCGUCAAUACGAUGAUAGUGAAAGGACGUACUUGUUAGCCAUUUCUGCGUGUUUUUGCAUCGCUUUAAACCGUUUCGACGUUAUAAAUGCACGGGAACGAGUCACGCAAUGUCAAAACAAAGUAAAGAGACUUAAAACUCAAGCUAGAUUCAGCUCGAAAUAG
Paramuricea clavata is the source of this 561-nucleotide messenger RNA. The record is from the annotation of a GenBank genome assembly. Lineage: Eukaryota; Metazoa; Cnidaria; Anthozoa; Malacalcyonacea; Plexauridae.